ACUGAAAGGAAUACGUGACAGCGCUCAAGGAAACGGUGUCAUACAAGAGACGGUCCAGUGCUCUUGUUUUUAAAUGCUAGAUACUUAACCGAGUGACUGAAGGAUGAGUCGAAUGAGUGAAGAAGUUGAGUUGGAAAAGAGUGUCAGGCGACUGAGAGAGAUGUUUCAUGGCCGUAUUGAGAUUGAAAAGGCUGUGAUCCUCAUGCGACGCUACGCAAACAACCAUCGAAUGGUGGCGAUGUGGGUCGUGCUAAUGGCAGAUGAUGACAGAGAACUGGAUGAUGAUGACAAGACAGUGCUAACUGACCCUGUAGUGCAGAAUGUGGUUAUAAAACUCAAGGCUGAUGAAAGACAGCAGGAAGAAAAAACAGCCAAGCCAUCUGGAUCCAGUGGUGCCCGUCCUUCAGCACAAGCAAAGAAAAAUCGAAAUGACGACAAGGAUAUAUUGGAGCUCAGGGCACGUCUAAGAGUUCUGCCAUUAACAGAGGAGAACAAACGGAUGUUUGACCAGGCGCAGGCAAACCAGAUCCCUGCUGUCACACAUCAGUUUGCCUGCGAGUCAUGUGAUAGGGACUGGUGGAGACGUGUGACACAGAGGAAAAGGGUGUCACGCUGCCAUCGAUGUAAAAAGAAAUAUGACCCUGUACCAGCUGACAAAAUGUGGGGUAUCGCCGAGUUUCACUGUCCAAACUGCUCUCGCUCAUUCAUGGGUUUUGGUCGGAUGGAUGGACGUUCCCCUUGUUACGGCUGUCGCUCAGCCAUAUUUCCAACAAGGAUUGUGCCACCAAAGAAGAACAGGAUGAUGCCUGGACCCAGAAGAAAAAAUCAGCACAGCUGCUUAGCUGAAGACUGUUUUAAUAGAAUGGAGCCCCAUGUGCCUGGUACCGAAUGCGUCCACCCACGUAGCAGACAGAAGAACCGAAAGCCGCGGGUGGUGUACCCUAGCCCUGCUCAUAUAAGCAGUGGAUCCACUGUAAACACCUGCCUGAGUCAGGGCAGUCUUCUGGACAGCCUGAACGAGCUCAUCCUGGAUGACAUUGAAGAGGAGUCUGAUGAAGAGUCAGACAGCAGCAGCUGAGGCAGCUCAAUUAUUGCAACAUGGCUUUCACCUCUUAAACUAUCUUAAUUGAACAAUGUUGCUUUGAGUGGCACAGGCUCUUAUGAUAUAAUUUCAAGUUAUUUACUCAGAGUAACAAAUGUGUGACUAAAAAGCAGUCUGAAUGAUUAAUUGUACUACAGGCUGCAUGAAUACUGUGGCAAAAAGAUUUUUGACCUUCUUUUUGACGCACUUAUGGGGAAAUAUUCAUCAUAUUUUAAGAGUUCAAUUUUGUUUGCCUAUAUUGGUAAAAAAAAUUGUUGCCGGCUGCAUAAAAUGACAACUUUAAAACUAAGUAGAUGCCUCUGGUAAACAUGUACAUCAUUAAACGAACCCGCAACUAGCACUUCUAAUUUUUUUAAUUCCCUAGCCCCCCAUACUGUUAGUUGGUAAAUCUUUUUGGCACCAAAUCAUUAUGUUUCCCUCUUAUAUGACUAAUGAUUAGUGCUGCUAUUGUUUGCCUUCUCAAAUGAAAUAUAGGCCACACUUGAGAUCCAAUAUCAAAUUACACAACACACCAAAAAUCAUAGUUAUCCAACUAUUCAGCUUAUUGAACUCUAUUCAGCUUGUCAAACUGAUUCUUUCUUUUAUGAACUCUUUUUUUUAGGUUUAAUUUUUUUUUAAAUCCUCUUUGUUUCAUAUUACACUUCACACAGCUAACAAAAGACAGCCACUUACAAAGGAAAUCCAAACCACUCCUGAUGAAUAACAUGUGGUGUUUUAUCAGUCUUUCAUAACAAACUGUCAAAAGUACAUAAGUGUUGGAUUGUGUCCUCCAUUUAAAAAUUUCCUCCUAACUGAAAAUCUGUUCAUUUGCUGGAUAAAGAUUUCAGGAACACAUGUAGGGAUAGAUUAUGGCUAAAGUCAAAACCAAAAAGGCUUAUAAUGUUAUUAUGUAAAAUAAUGUCAUAAUAAAAAGUGGAAAAAGAAGGAGCUUUGAUGUGCAGAUCUGUUGACCCAUUUUGUUUUGCCUUUGCUAUUAUAACUUUGUCUGUACAUAAUUACAUUAUGAUAAACAACCACCAAUAAAAAAAAAAAAAACAUUGUUAUUUAUUAUAACAGAUGUGAGUGGAAUGAACUCUUUUGAUCCAUAAUGGCUUGGAGAAUUCAAACACACAGCUACGCCCAAUAGUUCUACAACCAUGAACAAAAAGAUAUCAGAUAGCACCAAGGACAAACAACAAAGAAUUGUGCUCCAUGCACUCUGAAUGAAAUAUGAAGAACCCUUUUCUCUUAAUGAUCCUGAGUUCAGUAC
Messenger RNA from Myxocyprinus asiaticus (Chinese sucker), 2351 nucleotides. It is a transcript of the gene shfl, whose product is annotated as shiftless antiviral inhibitor of ribosomal frameshifting. NCBI's taxonomy places the organism in Eukaryota, Metazoa, Chordata, Actinopteri, Cypriniformes, Catostomidae. The transcript has 10 exons. Gene Ontology annotation, molecular function: ribosome binding; sequence-specific mRNA binding. The coding region runs from base 104 to 1078 and encodes 324 amino acids. The record is from RefSeq and is a predicted model, not a curated record. Gene Ontology annotation, biological process: innate immune response; viral translational frameshifting.